AUGCAGUACACUUUUUGGAACUUUGUACCGAAAAAUUUGUUUGAACAGUUCAGAAGAAUAGCUAACUUUUAUUUUCUCAUCAUUUUUCUUGUUCAGUUAAUUAUUGAUACACCUACUAGUCCAGUUACAAGUGGACUUCCACUUUUAUUUGUCAUCACUGUAACAGCUAUCAAACAGGGUUAUGAAGAUUGGCUUCGACAUAAAGCCGACAGUGCAAUGAACCAAUGCCCUGUUCAUUUCAUUCAACAUGGUAAACUGGUUAGAAAACAAAGCCGAAAGUUAAGAGUUGGAGAUAUUGUGAUGGUAAAAGAAGAUGAAACUUUCCCAUGUGACUUAAUAUUUCUAUCAAGUAGUAGAGGGGACGGAACCUGUUUUGUUACAACAGCUAGUUUGGAUGGUGAAUCCAGUCAUAAAACUUACUAUGCUGUUCAGGAUACAAAGGCAUUUCACAAUGAGCAAGAAAUUGAUGCACUACAUGCUACCAUUGAAUGUGAACAACCUCAGCCUGACCUUUAUAAAUUUGUUGGUCGAAUAAAUGUUUACCAUGAUAGGAAUGAGCCUACUGCAAGGCCAUUAGGAUCUGAAAAUUUGCUUCUCAGAGGAGCCACUUUAAAGAACACAGAAAAAAUCUUUGGUGUUGCUAUAUACACCGGCAUGGAAACUAAGAUGGCUCUAAAUUACCAGGCAAAAUCACAGAAACGAUCUGCUGUAGAAAAAUCAAUGAAUGUAUUCCUUAUUGUAUACCUCUGUAUUCUAAUCAGUAAAGCGCUAAUAAAUACUGUCCUGAAGUAUGUGUGGCAGAGUGAGCCAUUUCGUGAUGAGCCAUGGUAUAAUCAGAAAACAGAGUCAGAAAGGAAAAGAAAUCUGUUUCUUCGAGCUUUUACAGACUUCCUUGCAUUCAUGGUUCUUUUCAACUACAUUAUUCCUGUAUCCAUGUAUGUCACUGUGGAAAUGCAGAAAUUUCUUGGUUCUUAUUUCCUUACCUGGGAUGAGGAAAUGUUUGAUGAGGACACAGGGGAAGGACCGCUGGUGAAUACUUCUGACCUCAAUGAGGAGUUGGGACAGGUUGAGUAUGUCUUCACAGAUAAAACAGGAACAUUAACAGAGAACAAUAUGGAAUUCAUAGAAUGCUGUAUUGAAGGGCAUGUUUAUGUUCCACAUGUAAUUUGCAAUGGCCAAAUUCUCCACGAUUGUACAGGCAUUGAUAUGAUUGAUUCUUCUCCAGGAGGAAGUGGAAAAGAGAGAGAAGAACUGUUUUUCCGAGCCCUCUGUCUUUGCCACACUGUUCAGGUGAAAGAUGAUGACAGUGUAGAUGGAUUAAAGAAAAACCAGCUCUCAAGAAGGUCCUGCAUAUAUAUAUCGUCUUCACCUGAUGAAGUUGCCUUAGUUGAGGGAAUACAAAGACUCGGUUACACCUACCUAAGGCUGAAGGACAAUUUUAUGGAAAUUUUAAAUCGGGAAAAUGUCAUAGAGAGAUUUGAAUUAUUAGAAGUUUUGAGUUUUGAUUCUGUGAGACGGCGAAUGAGUGUAAUUGUUAAAUCCUCAACAGGUGAUAUAUUUCUGUUUUGUAAGGGAGCAGAUUCUUCCAUAUUUCCUAGAGUUAAAGAAGGCAAAAUUGACCAAAUACGAUCCAGAGUUGAGCGCAAUGCAGUGGAGGGACUGCGAACGCUGUGUGUUGCCUAUAAAAAGCUCACAGAUAAGGAGUAUUCCAGUGCACAUAAACUGCUUCAGAAUGCCAAGCUGGCCCUUCAGGACCGGGAAAAGAAAUUGGCAGAAGCCUAUGAGAAGAUAGAAAGAGAUUUUAUUUUACUUGGUGCUACAGCUGUUGAGGAUCGACUACAAGAAAAAGCUGCUGAUACUAUUGAAGCACUUCAGAAAGCAGGAAUUAAUGUUUGGGUUCUGACAGGAGACAAAAUGGAGACCGCUGCAGCUACCUGCUAUGCUUGCAAACUCUUCCGGAGAAAUACACAAAUACUUGAGCUAACCACAAAGAAAAUUGAGGAACAGAGUUUACACGAUGUGCUUUUUGACCUAAGCAAAACUGUCCUAAGACACAGUGGCAGCUUAACCAGGGAUAGUUUCUCAGGACUUUCAAACGAUAUGCAAGAUUACGGCUUAAUUAUUGAUGGAGCAGCAUUAUCAUUAAUAAUGAAACCAAGACAAGAUGGGAGCUCUGGUAACUACCGAGAGCUCUUUCUUGAAAUUUGCAGGAACUGCAGUGCAGUGUUAUGCUGCCGAAUGGCACCUCUACAAAAAGCACAGAUUGUAAAAUUGAUUAAGUUAUCAAAGGAGCGUCCUAUCACUUUAGCAAUCGGUGAUGGAGCAAAUGAUGUCAGUAUGAUUCUAGAAGCACAUGUUGGUAUAGGAAUCAUUGGCAAAGAAGGUCGUCAAGCAGCGAGAAACAGUGACUAUGCAAUACCUAAAUUUAAACAUUUGAAAAAAAUGUUGCUUGUUCAUGGGCAUUUUUAUUAUGUUAGGAUAUCUGAACUUGUGCAAUACUUCUUUUAUAAGAAUGUCUGCUUCAUUUUCCCUCAGUUUUUAUAUCAGUUCUUUUGUGGGUUUUCACAACAGCCUUUAUAUGAUACUGCGUAUCUAACACUGUACAAUAUCAGCUUCACUUCCCUUCCUAUCCUCUUGUACAGUCUAAUGGAACAACAUGUCAGUGCAGACACACUCAAGAGAGAGCCUUCCCUAUACAGAGAUGUUGCCAAGAAUGCUUUGUUGCGCUGGCGUGCAUUUAUCUAUUGGACAUUCCUAGGGGUGUUUGAUGCUGUGGUAUUUUUCUUUGGUGCCUAUUUCUUGUUUGAAAACACAACUGUAACCAGCAACGGACAGCUAAUGACAACCAGCACUCACAUGAUGUUUGGAAACUGGACCUUUGGAACAUUGGUGUUUACUGUGCUUGUAUUCACAGUUACAUUGAAGCUUGCGCUAGAUACACAAUAUUGGACAUGGAUAAAUCACUUCAUGAUCUGGGGAUCACUGCUAUUCUACAUUAUCUUUUCUCUGCUCUGGGGAGGAAUUAUUUGGCCUUUUCUCAAUUAUCAGAGGAUGUAUUAUGUGUUCAUGCAAAUGCUGUCUAGUGGUCCUGCGUGGCUGGCUAUAAUCCUACUCAUAACUGUCAGCCUUCUUCCAGAUGUUCUUAAGAAGGUUUUAUGCAGACAGUUGUGGCCUACAGCAACAGAAAGAAUCCAGAAUGCAUCAAGGCACUGUCAGGACCACAUCUCAGAAUUCACACCUCUUGCCUGUCUGAAAAGCCCAAGAUACAGGAGCAGUGACUGCAGCAAUUCCCCAGCAAGAAGGUCUAAUUCUCAUUCUAAAAAAAUGAUGUUUACGCACUGGAAAGGCAUUGAUUAUUCAGUACUUCCAUCUGUCUUUGGCUACUCAAAUAAGCAUUGUCGUUCCAGUGCAGGCUACCGCUACAGUGGGUCAGGUUUGGAAACGUCCGUAUGACAGAACACCAAUUCAAGCCUUUAAAAACUGUUUUUGUUGAUUUCUAUUUUGCAAAAACAGGAAACAAACAUGUCAGAGAAAUAUAUUAAACUGUACUCGGCUUUUGCUGUCUGAAGUAUAUGUUCAGAUUAACAGGAUCAAGAGCUAUAAGUAUGAAACCUUCCAGGCCAGUUGGCCUCUUCUAUGUUUCAAACUACUGGAGCAAUGAACAAUCUGCACAGUCUGGUACUGUGAGACCGAUAGCACUAAAAAUUCGUCAUUCUCUGUCAAGAUUUUUAUGCAUUAUUGCUUCUGUCAUCUUUAGUCAUUUUGUUUUGUUACUUGGAGUUAUAGUUUCAGUCAGUGACCUACAAUUUGAGAUCAACAGUUUUAAUUUUCAGCCAGAAACAAUGACCUCAGUUAUCUCCAAUGAAAGUCUCCUAAAGCAUAUUUAACAAGUGCAGUUUCUGAUUUUGCUCUGUUCUUUUUCUUUCUUUGCUCUUUCUGUAGAACAAACUGGUGUUUCCUUUGUGCAAAUCUGCUUUCAAGAAACACUCUCUAAUGCUCACUUCCUUGUAAGUGGCCAAAUCAGGGCUUUGUAUGGUUUUGAGUUAGUUUUCCCCUGUAGAAAGAUAGGCAAAAUAAUUCUUGCAAAGCAUAUGCAUUGUACAAAGUCAAGUUGGCUGUUAAAUAGAUAAUUAUGAUCAGUGUCAGUGUCUACCCAAAAACUGAAUGUAAGCAUUUUGCCUAAAAUGUCUUUGUGGUUUUGUCAAAGAGAAAAAUUAGCCAGAGCUCUC
Molecule: messenger RNA, 4229 nt
Organism: Tinamus guttatus (white-throated tinamou)
Lineage: Eukaryota; Metazoa; Chordata; Aves; Tinamiformes; Tinamidae
Source: RefSeq, a predicted model, not a curated record